ACGGUCCUAGAAUUGAGGUUUAUCAAAGGAUUCACCACAAUACCCGGACAUGUCAGAAAUUUUCGCACUUUUUUUUUUUACCUCAUUCUUGCAAGAUCUGUGGAACUCAAUGUUGGCAAAAUCACGCGACAAGCAUCAUUCGUCGCUGAUGGAUCGGCCAUGUCCGAAGCCUCUCCUCCUCCUCCUUCUUCAUUAGGACAGAGACAAUGUUGCAGAGAGCUGCGAGCAAUGCAUACUCAUGGUGGUGGGCGAGCCACAUCCGUACUAAGCAAUCCAAAUGGCUCGAACACAAUCUCCAGGAUAUGGAGGAGAAGGUAGAUUACACUCUGAGGAUCAUAGAUCACGAUGGAGACACAUUCGCCAAAAGGGCAGAGAUGUAUUACCGGAAGAGGCCGGAGAUCGUUAAUUUCGUCGAGGAAUCGUUCCGAUCAUACCGUGCUUUAGCUGAACGGUACGAUCAUCUAUCCAGAGAGCUCCAAAGCGCAAACCGAACGAUCGCCACUGCUUUCCCCGAACACAUACAUUUCUCGUUGGAUGAUGAUGAUGAAGAAGACGAAGACAAACAGCCUAAGCAUCUUCAUCUCAUCCCCAAGAAUGGUGGAAGCAACAUACCCCAAGUCCCGGAGAUUCCCAAGAAAGAUUUUAGGGGGCAUCCUUUGUUGUUGUCGAGAAAGGGACCACAGUGUGGUCUGAAGAGAAUAAUGCCGUCUUCUGCCGCUGUUGCGACCUCGGGUUUGACGAGAGAAGAGGCUUUGGACGAGAUCGAUAAGGUUCAGAAAGGGAUCUUGGCAUUGCAGACCGAGAAGGAAUUUGUGAGGAGCUCUUAUGAGAAUUCUUACGACAGGUAUUGGCAGUUGGAAGAUGAGAUCACCGAAAUGCAGAAAAGGGUUUGCGUUUUGCAAGACGAAUUCGGUGUCGGUGCUGAGAUCGAUGAUAGCGAAGCGAGGGCCUUAAUGGCGACCACAGCUCUGAAUACAUGUAAGGAAACGAUAUCGAAACUGGAGGAGAAACAGAAGCAAUCUUUGGAAGAGGCGGAGAUUGAGAAAGAAAGAAUCGCUGCAGCAAAAGAGAGGUUUGAAGCGCUGAGGAGGAAAUUCAACAAACCAGAAGGGCUCGGGUUUGAAACAGAAGAAGUCGAGGAUGUCUUGUUAGGUCAAGAACUGGGAACUGAAUCUGUAAGAGAAAUGAAAAAGGUGGACCCGAGCGAGAAUCUUACCGUCGUGCAGCUCGUGGAAAAGAUCGACGAGCUCGUGGAAAGGGUGGUUUCAUUGGAAACCACUGCUUCAUCCAACACAGCAUUGGUGAAGACAUUAAGAUCUGAAACAGAUGAGUUGCAUGAACAUAUCCGAGGUCUUGAGGAAGACAAAGCAGCUCUCGUUUCGGAUUCAGCAGAAACGAAGAAAAGGAUAACAUCGCUCGAGGAAGAGCUGAGUAAUGUCAAGAGCCUCUUCCAGAGAGUGGAAGAACAGAACAAGACUCUCCAAAAACACUUCAAAGAAGCAAACAUCACAGUUGAAGACUUAUCUGACAAAGUACAAGGUGUGAAGAUGGACGAGGGCGUCGAAGGAACAGAACUUUCGGAUUCGAUCGCAAAAGAGACGGAGAAAUCGGAGGAAGGGAAAGAUGAUCAAAAGGCUGAAGCUGCGAGGGGGAGACCUCGAGAAUCGACGCAACAGCAUGAUAAACCAGAGACGAAAGAUUCGUGUGCUAUGUCAGAAACAGCCAGCACUUGUUUCGGGACAGAACAGGAAGAUCUGGUGACAGAAGAUGAAGAUCUCGAGACACCGAACUGGAGGCAGUUGCUACCAGACGGGAUGGAGGAUAGAGAGAAGGUUAUAUUGGACGAAUACACAUCGGUACUAAGAGAUUACAGAGAGGUGAAGAGAAAGCUAAGCGAUGUGGAAAAGAAGAACCGUGAUGGAUUCUUCGAACUAGCAUUGCAGAUAAGAGAAUUGAAGAAUGCUCUUGCUUACAAAGAUGUGGAGAUCCAAUCGCUGCACCAGAAAUUUGUCACACCCGACAAGGAUUCAUCUCCUCGUCCAGUAGAAGGAAACCAUUCGGAUCUCGAGGGACCGUGUGAGAGCAUGAACAUUUCCCCGAUCUCGAGUUUCUCGGCUUUCACGACGCCGCAUCAGCAAGGAGGGGACUUUAACAAAAAGACACCUGCAAGAACAAGGCAAGGCGAGAUCAGGGUGAAGUUCGCCGAUACCGACGACAGCCCAAGAACAAAAAUUCCAACCGUGGAAGAAAAGGUUCGUUCAGACAUCGAUACGAUAUUAGAGGAGAACCUCGAGUUCUGGCUAAGGUUCAGCACUUCUGUCCAUCAGCUACAGAAGUAUCAGACAACGGUUCAAGACCUGAAAUCGGAGCUAUCGAAACUGAAAAUCGAGAGCAGGAAACAACAGGAUUCUUCUACCAACCCGGGAAACAGUAGCCAUUCGCAUGCAUCGGAGACAAGGCCUAUAUACAGACACCUACGAGAGAUUCGAACAGAACUACAGUUAUGGCUCGAGAAUAGUGCUGUUCUAAGAGAUGAACUUCAGGGAAGAUAUGCAUCGUUGUGUAAUAUCCAAGAUGAAAUCUCUCGGGUCACGUCUUCGGGCAGCGGAAAAGCAAGCGAUGCCGAAAUCAGCGGCUAUCAGGCUGCAAAGUUUCACGGUGAGAUACUUAACAUGAAACAGGAGAACAGAAAGGUCUCGAGUGAAAUGCAAACGGGUCUUGACCGUGUGAAAACGCUGAAAAACGACGUAGAGAGAGUUCUGAGCACAAUGGAAGAGGACCUCGGGUUUUCAAGGGCCAACGAUACUCGGAUGCAGAACAAGAGCUCUUCAACAGGACGACCCAGGAUUCCGCUGAGGUCGUUCUUGUUCGGCGUCAAGUUGAAAAAGCACAAACAGCAGAAGCAGUCGGCCUCCGCCUCGCUCUUCUCUUGCGUCAGUCCAUCUCCAGCUCUGCACAAACAGAACAGUUAUGUUAAUCCUCAAAAUCUCCCAGAAUAAUCAACCAUGUUUUUUUUCCUCAUGCUCUGUUUUACUAUCUUCUUUGCUCCCUAGGCUUGUCCCUGUAUGAAGAUGCUUCACUUACCUAUGGCAUUGAACUCUUUCAGACAUAAUCCACUUGUUUGUUCCUGUUA
Tarenaya hassleriana is the source of this 3133-nucleotide messenger RNA. Its product is annotated as protein NETWORKED 2A-like. NCBI's taxonomy places the organism in Eukaryota, Viridiplantae, Streptophyta, Magnoliopsida, Brassicales, Cleomaceae. The coding region runs from base 207 to 2999 and encodes 930 amino acids. Gene Ontology annotation, molecular function: actin binding. The transcript is spliced from 2 exons. The record is from RefSeq and is a predicted model, not a curated record.